CUCCCUUCAUCUCAAUAUAUAUCACCACCAACAUUUUCCUUCAUACCAUGAGAGGAGAAGUUAUGUGGCCAAGAUUGGUAGCUAGCAAGCUACUAAAGAAAACAUUAGGAUCUAACAACUUUGUCGCGGACAUUCCUGGAAACACAAAUUCUUUUCUUGAUCUUCCGACCUUAGAUCUCGAACCUGUCCCGAGUCCUAAGAUUGUCUUGACUGAUCACCAUGACACACGGAAGUUCAAGGUCUUCGUUAGCACUUGGAACGUUGGUGGUGUUGCACCUACCGAAGAUAUAAAUAUCGAUGAGUUGUUAGAUACAUGCAAUACUACGUGUGAUAUUUAUGUGCUUGGGUUUCAAGAAGUUGUUCCUCUAAAAGCUUCGAAUGUUCUUGGACCGGAUAAGAAGAAAAUAUCGACGAAAUGGAAUUCUUUGAUUAGAAAAGCUCUAAACAAGAAAUCCUACAAUCCAUACAACAAAACCAAUAGCUUGAGCAAGAAGCAACAACUUGUGAUUAAAGGGAAGAAAUCGGAUAUCGAAAGUAGCAUGAUCCAGCCUGAGUUUCGAUGUGUAGUCAGUAAACAGAUGGUUGGAAUUAUGAUAUCGGUUUGGGUUCGCAGUGAUCUGCUUCCAUUCUUCCGAAAUCCAAGUGUCUCUUGUGUGGGUUGUGGCAUCAUGGGGUGCCUUGGCAACAAGGGUUCGGUUUCAGUUCGGUUCCAGUUUCACGAGACAAGCUUCUGCUUUGUAUGUUGUCAUCUAGCAUCCGGAGGGAGAGAAGGAGACGAGAGAACACGAAACUCCAAUGUUGCUGAGAUUUUGUCACGCACAUGUUUUCCGACCACCAUAGGACCAUCACUUGACCUGCCCAAGAAGAUUCUAGACCAUGAUCGUGUUGUCUUGCUCGGAGACCUAAAUUACCGGAUUUCCUUGCCAGAGAGGGAGACAAGAUUACUAGUAAACCGUAAGGAUUGGAACACGCUACUUGAAAACGACCAGCUUCGAAUGGAACUAAUGGAUGGCCAGGCGUUUGAAAAUUGGCAUGAAGGAACUAUCAAUUUUGCUCCUACUUACAAGUACCAACUUAAUAAUGACGAAUACUAUGGUAGUGGUCAUAUUGGUACCAAAGGCAAAAAGAACCGUGCUCCUGCAUGGUGUGAUAGGAUAAUUUGGACGGGCGAGGGAUUGAAGCAAUUGCUAUACACAAGAAGCGAAACCCGAUUGUCAGAUCACAGGCCCGUGAAGUCUAUGUUCUCUACUGAAGUUAAAGUUUCACGAAUGAGGUACCAAAGCUUUUGCUAUUCAGAUAGGUUUGGACGACGACCCAAUACCAAUUUAGAUUUCCAUUCCGAUGAUGAAUACACGAGUCAUUCUGACCGAUUAAGCUUCCAUGUUAAAAAUAAAAUGACCCCGUGACAGUGCGCAUGGGCGAUUUUAUGGAAAUGACUGGUAAUGAAACAAACACAAGAAACAAAUUAGUUCAUACUUCUCAAUCAUCAUUUUUCUUUGAUUGGAUAUAUAUGUAAGUAUAAAUGUAGCAAGAGAGUAGCACAUGUUUGUGUAACAUAAAACUUUUGAGAUUAUACGUCUUAGUCAUCAUUUUUCUUUGAUUGGAUAUAUGUAAGUAUAAAUUUAGUAAGAGAGCAGCACAUGUUUGUGUAACAUAAACCUUUUGAGAUUUGAUUCCGCCAACCAUGUUUUAUUCCAUUA
Molecule: messenger RNA, 1700 nt
Organism: Helianthus annuus (common sunflower)
Lineage: Eukaryota; Viridiplantae; Streptophyta; Magnoliopsida; Asterales; Asteraceae
Product: type IV inositol polyphosphate 5-phosphatase 9
Exons: 8
Coding region: 48-1406 (452 amino acids)
Biological process (GO): phosphatidylinositol dephosphorylation
Molecular function (GO): phosphatidylinositol-3,4,5-trisphosphate 5-phosphatase activity; phosphatidylinositol-4,5-bisphosphate 5-phosphatase activity; inositol-polyphosphate 5-phosphatase activity
Source: RefSeq, a predicted model, not a curated record